Molecule: messenger RNA, 534 nt
Organism: Aegilops tauschii subsp. strangulata
Lineage: Eukaryota; Viridiplantae; Streptophyta; Magnoliopsida; Poales; Poaceae
Source: RefSeq, a predicted model, not a curated record
AUGAAAUUUGAGAGCCAUGUCAGCUAUCCGCGCCAUCUCUCCUUGGAUCGAGAUCUUGACCGUCCAUUUUCGUCCGGAUCCAACCGCAGGCUGCCCGCUGCCCCCUCCUCCCUUGAUAAAUCUUCGAUUCCUCCCCUCUCUCACCACAUCCGCUGCCGCCGCCGCUACCACCGCUCUCCUCCACCUCCAUCAGCUCCAAGGAAGGUAGCCGUCAACCAUGUCCGGUCGCGGCAAGGGCGGGAAGGGCCUGGGCAAGGGCGGCACGAAGCGUCACCGGAAGGUUCUGCGGGACAACAUCCAGGCAUCACCAAGCCGGCGAUCCGGCGGCUGGCGCGGCGUGGCGGCGUGAAGCGCAUCUCGGGGCUCAUCUACGAGGAGACCCGCGGCGUGCUCAAGAUCUUCCUCGAGAACGUCAUCCGCGACGCCGUCACCUACACCGAGCACGCCCGCCGCAAGACCGUCACCGCCAUGGACGUCGUCUACGCGCUCAAGCGCCAGGGACGCACCCUCUACGGAUUCGGCGGCUAGGCCUGC